AUGUCUCUGAACCGGGUGCACACCACAGACAUGGAGCAGUCUGCGGAGUACUCGGUUCCGGUACCCAGUGACUCCAGCCACGCGGCGGGUCGCGCGCGUGAGGUGACCGUGCUGCAGUCAAAUUGCUGCCGCUGCCUGCCACGCGCGGUGCGCCUCACCUUCACUCCAGAAUCACUGGAGAGGAUUUACCAAAACUACUUCCGCCGACAGAGGCAAGAAAACCUGCACAUGCUGGGGAUGUUUGCAGCUCUUUUUAACAGUUUUAUCAUCAUAAUGUGCGCGGUGGUGUACACAGAGGACAAGCUAGCAAUGGUGGUGGUCGCAGCGGUGGGUUUAGCUGCGGAUAUUGUUCUCUACCUGCUGUGUUUCUUACAGAAACUUCCUACAUCACCUGUGUGGCGGGGAGCAGUGCCGUACAUACUGUGGCUGAUGAUAACCGUCCAUGUUUUGUGUUACAUGUGUCUGAACUACGAGCGUUUUCCCCAGGCUAGUGACUCUGUGGGCUGGCAGGCGUUUUUCUGUUUCUCCUGCUUCCUGACGCUCCCUCUGCACCUGGUGUCACUGCUGCUGCUCACCGCGCUCUCCUGCGGGGUUCACACGCUGGUGCUGGGGGUCACUGUGGCUCAGAGGUUUGAGGAGAACUUGCAGGGGCCCCUGCUGGUUAGACAGCUCCUUGCCAACCUCAUGCUGUACCUAUGCUCAGCUGUGGUAGGAGUGAUGUCAUACUACAUGGCGGACAGGAAGUACAGGACAGCUUUUCUAGAGGCACGCCAAUCACUGGAGGUCAAACUUACACUGGAGGAGCAGAGCACACAGCAGGAGGACCUGUUACUCUCCAUCCUUCCCAAACACAUCGCUGAUGAGAUGUUGCAGGGCAUGAAGAACCAGGCCGAUCAGAAAGAGGUGCAGCAGCAGCAGUUCAACACCAUGUACAUGUACCGCCAUGAAAACGUCAGUAUCUUGUUUGCUGACAUCGUAGGUUUCACCCAGCUGUCUUCAGCCUGCAGCGCUCAGGAGCUCGUCAAGCUGCUCAAUGAACUGUUCGCUCGAUUUGAUAAACUGGCAGCACAAUACCACCAGCUCAGGAUAAAGAUCCUAGGAGACUGUUACUACUGUAUCUGUGGCCUUCCUGACUUCAGAGAGGACCAUGCUGUCUGCUCCAUAAUGAUGGGUUUAGCAAUGGUAGAAGCCAUAUCGUAUGUACGAGAAAAAACAAAAACUGAGGUGGACAUGCGUGUAGGUGUUCACACUGGCACCGUGCUGGGAGGAGUACUCGGACAGAAGAGGUGGCAGUUUGACGUCUGGUCCACGGAUGUCACUGUAGCCAAUAAGAUGGAAUCAGGAGGGAUUCCUGGGAGAGUGCACAUUUCCCAAACAACAAAAGACAGUCUGCGCGGAGAGUUUGAGCUAGAGCCAGGGCAGGGAGGGGAGAGGUGUGAGUACUUGCUGGAGAAAGGCAUCGACACAUAUCUGGUGCAAGUGUCAAAACUGAUGUCUAAUGGGCUGAGUGGAAAUAAACCAGGCAUGUUGUCCAAUAGAAAUUCAAACCAGUUGAUCAACACCACAGCAACCAGUGGGAGCACAGCCUCACCCCAGUCCACGCCUACUGAGUCCAAACAGGAGAGAAACAAGGUGGUUGAGGAACAAGUAAUAAACAGACGACUGCAGCAGGAGCUGCUGGAGAGAGAAACUCAGCAAAUAAUGAAGGAUAACAAGAUAAACCUUGUGUCUCUGCGUUUUUUGGACGGAAAACUGGAGGAGCAUUACUCCUCAGAGAAGGAGAAGAGAAGCGGAGCGGCUUUCUGCUGCUGCAUCAUAGUGAUCCUCUUCAACACAGCAAUGGAGGUGUUCAUAGACCCAGUGUUGGCUGUGAAUUAUGUGACUCUGGCAAUAGGAGAGGUUUUGUUGCUCAUCCUCACAGUCUGCUCCCUGGCUGCCAUCUUCCCCAGGAUGUUCUCUAAGAGGCUGGUUUCUUUCUCGUUGUGGAUCGAUCGCACCCGGUGGGCCAGGAACACGUGGGCAAUGGCAGCCAUCUUUGUUCUCACUAUGGCUGUGAUCGCUGACAUGCUGAGCUGCGUUCCACCAUCCCUCCGAGUCUUCAACAGCUCCUCAGGUCCUUUACUGGAGUCGUAUGGUGACCAAGGCUGUGCGGAGAAUCCAAAGCACUACAGCUUUAUGGCUGUGAUGUCACUCAUCGCCACUGCCAUGUUGGUCCAGGUCAGCCACCUGAUCAAACUGGGCCUCAUGGUGCUGGUCGUCACAGCAACUGGAGCAGUCAAUAUCUACAGCUGGCGGGACAUCUAUGACCUGUAUGAUUACAUACAGUUUGACUCAUACAGAAAAUCCAUAGUGCCAUCAAAAUACCUCAUGACCAUGAUGAUCAUCGUCAUGAUGAUUGGCUUCUACCUUUUUGCUCGCCACUUGGAGCAUCAGUCAAGGAAGCUUUUCCUGUGGAAAAUCGGUGUCCACGACCAGAAAGAGAAGGUGUUUGAGAUGAGACGCUGGAACGAAGCUCUGGUUACAAAUAUGCUGCCAGAGCAUGUGGCUAAGCACUUCCUGGGAACAAAAAAGAGAGAUGAGGAGCUUUACAGCCAGUCUUAUGAAGAAAUAGGUGUCAUGUUUGCCUCCAUCCCCAACUUUUCUGAUUUCUACACUGAGGAGAGCAUCAACAAUGGAGGCAUCGAGUGUCUGAGGAUUCUCAAUGAGAUCAUCUCAGACUUUGACAGCUUAUUGGACAGGGAAGAAUUUCGCUGUAUCACCAAGAUUAAGACAAUAGGGAGCACCUACAUGGCUGCUUCAGGGCUCACUCCAGAGAGCAACACCAAUGGAUACAGCAAUCGCAAGCCAGAGGACCAGUCCCUGAUGGAGCACUGGCAACACCUCUCAGACCUGGCAGACUUUGCCUUGGCUAUGAAAGUCACCCUCAACAACCUCAACAAACAGUCCUUUAACAACUUCAUGCUCAGAAUUGGUCUGAAUAAAGGGGGAGUGCUGGCUGGAGUUAUCGGAGCUCGGAAGCCUCACUAUGAUAUCUGGGGCAACACGGUCAAUGUGGCAAGCAGGAUGGAAUCCACUGGAGUGAUGGGAAACAUCCAGGUGGUGGAGGACUGCUAUGACAUCUUAAAGGAGUAUGGCUUCCGCUUUAUCAGAAGAGGACCUAUCUUUGUGAAAGGAAAAGGGGAGCUGCUAACCUUCUUUAUGAAAGGAAAAGACAAGCCUAAGAGCAAUCCAGUGGCCACUGCUCUUCCACACCAAGUUGGAGAACUGUCUUGACUUGUUGAAAUGCUGUUUCACACAAAGAAAAAUCUGGGAUGGACUGUCAUUCUGUGCAAUUUCCCUUAUGAGCACAAGGUCUUGGAUAUUGUUUCUGUAGCAAUGGGAAAAUAAUGGUAGUGAAAACACAACAAAAUAGUACUUAAAUGAUCAUGACUCUUUAUGGGUGUAUAUAAUUGAGGGACACAGUUGCAUUUCUGUCUCUUUGGGCUCGAUUGAUAGAGUGCUAUGAGAAUUCACAGAUAGGAACAGACUUAAAAGAUAUUCUUUUGCAGUUUCUACUCAGCUCAGGUUUUGUAAAAUUUUGUUGCUUUAUCACAGUGUAUUUAUAUUGUGUUAAAAAAAAUUGCACUAAAUAUUUGACAUUAACUUGGUGUGGGUUGGUUUACACUUUGCCAGAUCCAGUUCUUGAACUUAAUUACAAGUCAUCUGCACAUCAUUUACAUGCUGCUUUUAUCAGGAUUGCACU
Cheilinus undulatus (humphead wrasse) is the source of this 3742-nucleotide messenger RNA. Its product is annotated as adenylate cyclase type 3-like. The record is from RefSeq and is a predicted model, not a curated record. The coding region runs from base 1 to 3273 and encodes 1090 amino acids. The transcript is spliced from 20 exons. Lineage: Eukaryota; Metazoa; Chordata; Actinopteri; Labriformes; Labridae. Gene Ontology annotation, cellular component: plasma membrane. Gene Ontology annotation, molecular function: adenylate cyclase activity. Gene Ontology annotation, biological process: cAMP biosynthetic process; intracellular signal transduction; adenylate cyclase-activating G protein-coupled receptor signaling pathway.